Messenger RNA from Cephus cinctus (wheat stem sawfly), 2651 nucleotides. Its product is annotated as synaptic vesicular amine transporter. The coding region runs from base 1158 to 2483 and encodes 441 amino acids. Gene Ontology annotation, molecular function: serotonin:sodium:chloride symporter activity. The record is from RefSeq and is a predicted model, not a curated record. Gene Ontology annotation, cellular component: synaptic vesicle membrane; terminal bouton. NCBI's taxonomy places the organism in Eukaryota, Metazoa, Arthropoda, Insecta, Hymenoptera, Cephidae. Gene Ontology annotation, biological process: transmembrane transport; aminergic neurotransmitter loading into synaptic vesicle. The transcript has 7 exons.
CUCUGAUAGGGUUUUAUAGUAUCGCAGGAAUAUGUUUUUUCCAUUACUUCCGCCUGUCAGUAUAACGUAUCUUUUGGGAAAAAGGUGUCAAGUGUAUUUUUCGCAUGACCGUAGUUUCCAUUUGUGUCUAUCAGAAGCGAACAGACCAAAAAAAUCCGAGGUGGUUGGGAAAGAUUCGUAAAUGGUGGAUUGUCGCCGUUUCAGAGUCUCUCGAAUUGUAUUAAGCGUAUAUCGUAAUUUAGCAAUCAGAGCGCAGGUGUGUGUUUCAGAAGGCUGAUGGGAGUUCCCGAUGGAAAUGUACGGGAAACUUGAUAGCCAUUACCUCUCAAAGUCCGAUAUCUCAUAUUGAAGCAGGGUAUUCGUGUUUCCCAUGUUCUAAUGUUACUAGUUAGUAUUCUCGUUGCGGCCGUAUAGCUAGGAUAGACUUUUUGAAUUAAAUAACAGGACUUCGUAAAUUCAAAAAAUUAUUAUAUUUUUAUUUACUACGUCACGUGCAAUAUCUACUUGACAGAAGGAGAAAAAGAAGAAAAUUAACUUUGACGUUAAUAAUAAAUUAUGAUGCAGAUUUGCUGGGUCAAAAAAACAUGUUUUCUUUAUAAAAACAAAAAUGUUAGCCCAGCCAGUGUCCCAAUGCGCAAUGUCGGACGGGUACACUCGAGCCUGAAAAUUCUGAAAUUACAAAAUCCCGCGGCUCGAUUAUUCCGGUCCAUGAGGUCACCAUAAACAGCCAUAAAGUCGCGGGAGUCUGUUCGCCUAAGAUAAGCUGGUAUAACCGAAGGAAAUCGAAAAGUGCAGCGAUUCGUAAAACAGAGCUACAACAAAGCUGCACGUAUACGUGUUCUGCUCGCGGAUACAAGCUUCUGCGCAGGCACGUAUCUCAAAACCUAUAAAAGGAACGCCAUGAUCGUGAGACUUGUCAGUCAAUAUGUGAAAUCCCUAGAAAAUGCAUUUUUCUAAUAUAAACUUUGAUUGUAUACGCCUUAUAUUUCGCCGUUAUUGAGAGACUUGGUACCGCGGCCAUUUCGGAGAACGUAUUUAAAGGGCGUAUAAUUCGCUGCUAAAAACAUAAUGAAGCCAAUCUGGCGAUAAUAUUGAGGUCGUAGUUAAAAUAUAAUUAGUUUGAAGUUAUCUCGAGCUCAUAGGCCAUCUGUGGUAAUAUGAUCGCUGGAAUAAUGAGUUUUGAAAAUCUGAGAAAUUCCCGCGCGGUUCUCGUGACUGUGGUUUACCUCAGUCUCCUUUUGGAUAACAUUCUUCUUACGGUGGUUGUACCUAUUAUACCGGAUUAUCUAUGCACUUUGGAAGGAAAUUCAACAAUAGACGGCGAACCCGACGAAAGUGGCCGAGUGGGAUUACUCCUAAGUUCAAAAGCAUUUAUUCAACUUCUAUUGAAUCCAGCUGUAGGAACUCUUACGGGUACUUUGGGUUAUGCCAAACCCUUAUUUCUCGGUACACUCAGCCUCAUGUUAGCGGCAUUGCUCUUUGCCUUUGGACAAACGUACGAGGUCCUUUUCCUAGCAAGAAGUGUCCAAGGUGUUUCUUCAGCAUGCAUAGGCGUAUCCGGCAUGUCCUUAGUAGCUUCUCAAUACCCCGAAGAAGACAAAAGAUCGAAGGUCAUGGGUUUCGUUCUAGGAAGUAUAGCCCUAGGUGUUCUUCUAGGGUAUCCCAUGGGUUCAGUCCUUUACGAUUUGGAAGGAAAGAUGGCACCCUUCCUAUGGGUAUCCUGUUUCGUCUUAGUAUUGAUCUGCUUACAACUAUUGAGUCUGGAUUUUCAUCCGAAAAUCGAAGAUAUUUACUUUCAGCAAAUGGAGGAUGACACCGGCUGGACCCAUUUACUAUCUAACACAAAUAUCCUCAUAAUAUCCGGAGCAAUAUGGUGCUCGACUUCCCCAAUGGCCAUUUUGGAACCAUGUUUACCAAUCUGGCUAAGGACUCACAUAAGGCCAAAAAAAUGGCAACUGGGUACUGCCUUCAUUCCGGAUAGCCUUGGAUAUCUCGUGGGUACAAAUUUCUUUGGCGUUAUUGCCUAUCGUUAUGGACGUUGCAAAACUGCCGUCUUGGCUAUGAUCCUCGUUGGAUUUAGUGCGAUUUUGAUACCGUCUGCUACAACAAUGUCACAGCUGGUCAUUCCGCAUCUGGGCAUGGGUUUGGGUAUAGGAGUGGCUGAUGCUGCUCUGGUACCAUUGCUGGCAAGUUUAGUCGAUCAAAACGUCAACUAUGGUCCCGUUUAUUCCAUUCAACAGGUGGCCGUCAGCUUGGCCUACUCUUUGGGACCCAUCAUGGGUAGUGAGCUGGUUCCUGCCAUUGGAUUUCCGUGGGUCAUGAGAAUCGUUGGAUUUUCAACUAUAGCAUACUGUCCCUUUUUAAUUUACUUGGCACUAGAGAAAAAGAAGCCAUUAGUCGAGGAUGACAAGAAACACUACAGUUCGUUUCAGCCACCAUCUGCAAACUACGAACGUUUCUACGACUCGGACGAUGGACUUUGAAAAAGUCAAAAACCACAUAUCCAAUAAAUAUCACUAUAUUCCGCAAAAAAAAUGUAUCCCAAAAAGAAUUCUUUUAUCAUAAUCAUAUACAUGUCAUAAAUUCUAAAGCGAACGCUUGGAAUAAUACAAAUCAUCAAAUAGCCAAUGAUCGUACAAAAAAAAAACCGU